UAUCGCGGGAUUUGUGUGUUACGGUCAAAGAUGGUUAAGACUACUGGUUUGAAACCCAUGUUGUAUGGUCUUUUCAGUGUUAUCACAUAAAAUAUAACAAUUGAAUCAAUGAUUUUGUUAGUUAGCAAGCAGAUUAUUGUAAUAACAGCGUCAAGACAACAAGAGCAAGAAGGUGGCUGAUGGAUACAUUUGUGAGUCAAACCAGGAAGCGCUAUAUUGAUGGGACAACAGAUGAACAGAGAGAACCUGUGUGGAAAAAAUGUAAAGAAGAAGAAUGCAAUCAGGGGAUUGUAAAGGAGGAUGUGAAGGAGGAUGCCUAUUUGACUGAGUUCUCUAAGUCUUGGCAGAAGAUUGAAGCAGAGGGACUGGACUGUGACUAUGCUCUACUCUUUCCUAAAGAGGAAGCAGACUGCCUCUACACACAGCUGGAGGAGGAGGUAGUCUACCUCACAGGAGAUAAAACAAAGAUUCAGGUGUUUGGGAAGGUCUACAAUGUCCCCAGAAAACAGGCGACUUGUGGGGACGCAGGACUAACAUACACCUAUUCUGGAGUGAGUCUUCAGGCUAGCCCGUGGACUCCAACCUUGGAGUACAUUCGUGAUGCUGUUACAAAGGCGACAGGGCAAACCUUCAACUUCGUCCUGAUUAACAGGUACAAAGAUGGACAUGAUCACAUGGGUGAGCACCGUGAUGAUGAGCGGGAACUGGACCCCCUCUGUUCCAUCGCCUCCGUAUCCCUGGGGGCGGUCCGGGACUUUGUCUUCAGACAUAGGGAGUCACGGGGAAAACAGUGCCGACGGCAGAUCAACCCAGUGAAGCUGGAACUGGCCCAUGGAAGCCUGCUCCUCAUGAACUCUCCCACAAACACCCACUGGUGCCACAGCCUGCCAGCCCGCAAGAGGGUCCUCACACCCCGCAUCAACCUUACCUUCAGACGCAUCCUCCAAGACGGCAAGAAAUGAGGGUCAGACAUGGUCCGUUGGGAGUCUCACUUCAUUGUGGCUGACGUCACGGGACGUACUAUCUAACCACUGUCCCCACUGCAAUAUUGAUUCAACUAGUUUUUGAAUUUGUUCAUUGUCCAAUUCAUAAAAAUCAGUCAUGUGGUAACUCUUUACUUAUAGAUUCUUUAUUUUCAUAAUUGUAUCUAUGAAAACAAUCAACUUCUUCACAGAUCUCACACACACAAAUCUUCAAAAUAUACAUUAGUGCAAAUUGAUCAGAAAAUGGGUAAGAGGGAUAUUUAGAGGUUGCAUCCUAAUUCAAUACUAGGAGAGUAAAUGGCAGUUUUUAAAACACAACUGGUAUGCUUGUUGAGCAUUACACUUAGAUUGUGUAGUUGUACACACUGCCACCACAACUUUAAACACUGUGGUAAAUUUGUUACAUUGCUAUCAAUUCCAAUGCUCUAUAAAAGAGUUGUAAAACUAUCAUGUUGCUUCAAUAUCAUUUAGGAACAAAAAUAACAAUAUACACAUUAGCUUGAUACCAUGAGAUCUUGUGCAACAACUGCAGAAAUGAUUCUACAUGAAAGUAAAUGGUCUGCAGACAUGUGGAGCUAGACUACAAUCCAAACCACCUGCAUGUUAUUACAGUAUUCUGAAUUUGUUACACGUAGAAAAAUGUAAUAUACAGCAGCUUAUAUACAAUGUCAAUUGAAACAUUGCAUUAUUUUAAUUAAACCUACAUUAAGA
This is a messenger RNA of Salvelinus fontinalis (brook trout), 1694 nucleotides long. It is a transcript of the gene alkbh2, whose product is annotated as alkB homolog 2, alpha-ketoglutarate dependent dioxygenase. The record is from RefSeq and is a predicted model, not a curated record. The transcript has 4 exons. The coding region runs from base 180 to 962 and encodes 260 amino acids. Lineage: Eukaryota; Metazoa; Chordata; Actinopteri; Salmoniformes; Salmonidae. Gene Ontology annotation, biological process: DNA repair.